CCCUAGCUACAAACAUAGCUAACCUAACUGGAAGGCGAGAGACGGCAUUACUGGGAUUGAGCAUUUCCCAACUAAAAGUGGAAUAUCCCGGGCUACAAUGGCCUCGUUGGGGGAACCUGUGCGACUAGAAAGGGACAUCUCUCGUGCCAUCGAGUUGCUGGACAAGCUCCAGAGAACAGGGGAAGUACCACCCCAGAAGCUGCAAGCGCUGCAAAGGGUUUUGCAAAGCGAGUUCUGCAAUGCUGUACGGGAGGUUUAUGAGCAUGUGUAUGAGACGGUGGACAUUAACAGCAGCCCAGAAGUCAGAGCCAAUGCUACGGCAAAGGCCACAGUGGCAGCGUCUUGCAGCCAGCGAGGGCCAUUCCACCCCCUUGUGGAGCUCCCGAAGACCGAGGAGGGCCUGGCUUCAAUAUCAUGGGAGUGAAAAGAGCAGAACUCUCCGAUCUACAUCUCCCGUAUCAUCCCUGGCGGCAUCGCCGACCGCCACGGUGGCCUGAAGAGGGGAGACCAGCUGCUUUCUGUUAAUGGAGUAAGUGUGGAAGGGGAGCACCAUGAAAAGGCAGUAGAGCUUUUAAAGGCAGCUCAAGGCACAGUCAAGCUGGUGGUCCGCUACACGCCUAAAGUGCUGGAAGAGAUGGAAUCCCGGUUUGAAAAGAUGCGAUCUGCUAAACGCAGGCAACAGAACAACUACCCACAGUAGGGUAAUCUGCCUGUGGCUCCCAUAUUCUUUUUCUUUCUCUCUCUCUCUCUCUCUCUCUCGCGCUCUCUCCCUCUCUCUCUCGUGCUCUCCCUUUCUCUCUUUGUUUGUCUGCACUUGCUCUCUUCCUCUACCCAGGGAUUGGCUACAUAUAAGGCACUUCUUUUGCUCCUUUUCUGGAAUUUUCUAGACCCUCAUGACCUUGUAAUUUUCAGUAAUUUUCUUGUGGCAUGAACACUACUUGGGUUUUUUUACACACACACAUAGACAUGCGUUGUGUAAUUGUGUACACUACGUGCAUUACUCAGCCUGUACUAUCUAUUGGACAUUGAUUAGUCAGAAUUGCAAGGGGACACUCACUAUGAUCUGCUCUUGAGAUUUAAGUGGGUUGUCAAGAACAAGCUAAAGGUGCCUCAAGAGGUAAGGAAAAUGUAAGGAACAGUUGUUCUUGAUUGUGGCUGUAUGACUUCAUAUGCUUGCUUACAAAAAUCUAAAUAAUUUUCUUAUUUUCAACUGGAAAAAUGUUUGAGGUUUUUUAUUCCACUAUUUAUUUUUUGUUACAUUUUUAUAAGAUCUUAAUCACUCAUCUGAGAGAGAGGUGACCAAAAAGUGAAUCUCUGUUUAAUCGAGUCUGAUGAUGCUUGACCUUUGUCAUCUUCAUGAAGCUCUUUUUGUGCGUCACUGUAGUGACUGCAUCCUUAGAACAGUUUGUAGGGGAUGCCCUGUUUUUAUUACUUUUGUCCUAGUUUUCUAGCAGGAAUAGUGCUUUUAGAACAAAAAUCCCAUUUAAGCUCACCGUCAUACAUGGUCAUGAAGCAGCAAGAAAACAUUAGAAUGCAGGAUACUAUAGAAGCUCUAACCUUUCCCCCCAAUAGCAAAAUUGGCCAAGCAGUUAUUAAGCACGAAGCCAGCCCUUCAUGAAAGGUUUGAUUACAUAAAGGUGUUUUUUUGGUUUUGCAAUUUAGAACACAAUAUAGCUGUGUGCGUGCAGUAAUUUAGGUUUAUUUUUUUGUUGUUGUUCCCACUUUAGUCGGUACUUUAAGAAAUCAUAGUGAGCUUCAGUAUUUUUUGAGAGGGUUUGUAGUUUCUCAUUUAUCUUUCGAGUUUCCUCGUUCAUUAAGUGGAAUAUUUUUUUUUUUUUUACAACAUACUAAUAUCCUGAUGCAGUGAGGACUGAGUAGCUUCACACUUAACUUUCUCCUUGUACUCAUUUCAAAAUUAAAAAAUGCAAAGCUCAAGAUGUAUUUUUAACCUGAAAUGUAGGUAUUUUCGGUGUCUAACAAGCUGAGAAAAAAAGCUGUCUAUUUUUCUCUGUGUCUCAUGAAAUAUUUAGCACGUUUCUAAUUCUAGAUGCUCAUGAAUCAUCGAGAGCUCAGUGAUGCUUUGGUGCUUGGAGAAAGGAGGGGUUGGGAGAAAGGACGGUCUGAUCUCUCAGAGAAAGGAGGGGUUGGGAGAAAGGACGGUCUGAUCUCUCAGAGAAAGGAGGGGUUGGGAGAAAGGACGGUCUGAUCUCUCAGAGAAAGGAGGGGUUGGGAGAAAGGACGGUCUGAUCUCUCAGAGAAAGGAGGGGUUGGGAGAAAGGACGGUCUGAUCUCUUGCGCAAGAGGUAAUCAUGUGGUUGAAACCUUUUUGAAAGUGUUCUUUAAAAAGUUUGUGAAAGGGAUGGAUUGAACACUUUUGUUCUCUGAAGUUUUCAAAGAGCUCAGUUUGUAUUUCUCCUUCUCUACCUUUCCAUGAUGUAACAUUUUACAACCUGUUAUGCCACUAAAGCAAUAAGACUUGCUCCUUUAACCCUCCCACCACCUCCCCAACCCUUUGACCAUUAUUCACUCCUCAUCACUGUCCACUUUUGGGGGGACUACUAUUUUUGUAAUCACAUUUUCUUCUGAUAUUGCUCCCCUUUUUGAUAAACAAUUUUUUUUUCAUGAGGUUUUUUCCAAGGAAUGAUUUGUAUUGCUUUUUUGAGUACACUGUCCCUUCAUUUUCGAGUACAAAGACCAAACUUUCAGCCUUUAUGAAUAGUAUUUGAUAUCAUGUUUAAUGUCCUGUAUGCUAGUUUGGGACUGUUACUUAAAUGAACCUAAUGUUAUAUUGUAUCAUUUAACAAUUCUGUCCUGGUGAGUUACAUUUAAUGUGGAUGUAUAGAAUUACAAAGGAUUAUUUCUUAGCAUUACUUCAAAGUAAUGCAGUUUGAAGCUGCACAAAAUAAAUUACAGAGGAAUAUUGG
Electrophorus electricus (electric eel) is the source of this 2924-nucleotide messenger RNA. It is a transcript of the gene lin7c, whose product is annotated as lin-7 homolog C (C. elegans). Gene Ontology annotation, molecular function: protein binding. The record is from RefSeq and is a predicted model, not a curated record. NCBI's taxonomy places the organism in Eukaryota, Metazoa, Chordata, Actinopteri, Gymnotiformes, Gymnotidae.